AUGGCCCCCGGCCACAUGAUCCCCAUGCUAGACAUAGCCAAACUAUUCUCACAUUUUGGAGUCCAAACCACAUUCAUAUCCACCUUCGGCAACGCUCCCCUUGUUGAAACAAGCAUAAACCACUUCAACUCCACCAACUCCUCCAACCCUUCAAUAAAACUAGUACUCAUCCAAUUCCCCUCAGCCGAAGCCGGUCUCCCCGUCGGCUGCGAGAAUGCCUCAUAUCUCACUUCAAUUGACAUGCUCGUCAGCUUCCACAAAGCAGUCGCUAUGCUCCGGCAACAUUUCGACCAACUCCUUGAACAACUCCUCCCUGACGCUGUCUUCAGUGACUAUUUCUUACCCUGGACAUUGGAUUCCGCAUAUAUUGUGAUGCUUUUUAAUACAUGGACGUUCGCUGUGUGCGCUGCGUACAACGUUGAUCAUUACGACCCCCACUCUAGGCCAGAAGAGUCCUUCAUUGUGCCUGACCUCCCUCAUCCAAUCCACAUUCUCAAAUCUCAAGUCCACAAUCUCUUGAAAACAGACCCGAGGAUAAUGAAGAUCAUGCUUGCGGCUGAUGAGUCUGAUGAGAAGAGUUAUGGUGCAGUGAUGAACAGCUUCUACGAACUUGAACCAGACUAUGUUGAUUACUACAGGAAUGUAUGUUGUAAAAUGUAG
Molecule: messenger RNA, 660 nt
Organism: Dioscorea cayenensis subsp. rotundata (Guinea yam)
Lineage: Eukaryota; Viridiplantae; Streptophyta; Magnoliopsida; Dioscoreales; Dioscoreaceae
Product: UDP-glucose flavonoid 3-O-glucosyltransferase 7-like
Exons: 3
Coding region: 1-660 (219 amino acids)
Source: RefSeq, a predicted model, not a curated record